UACAUUAACAAAAAGCAGAUCAAAAAUAUUUAUACAUAAUUCAACAACAAAAAUUGGAUGAGAUAAACUCAUACUUAAAGCGGCAGUAAUUUCUUCACCCAAAAUCAAACAAAAACAAAGGAAAAUUCCCUAAAAAUUAUACAUGGAGGUGAAGAAAAACAUGGGAGUGAAGAAGAAAGUGCCUUUAAUGCGUACUAGUAACAAGAACAAAAUUAGAAAGAAGAAGAAAUUUAGUAUUGAUUACCGCAAAAUUUUCCCAGAAAUUGUUGAAUAUCUUAAAUCUGAUUCUUAUUUUUAUUCCCACUUCAUCUCAUCUUCUACGGCGUCGAAUUCGUCUGCGCAAUAUGAUGUUUUCUCCUCCUCUAGAGGUGAACCCAUUUUGGGGAGUAAGGGCCGAACAAAGGAGAAGCUAGUGGAGUACCUUAAAUCUGAUACCUACAUGUAUGCUCCACUGGAAGGUACUCAACAUCGUGAUGAUUUUGCGAUAAAAAACAUCAUCUCUCCUCAAAGAGGACACGACUUGCAGUUUAUGAGGGUAACUAGUACAGUCUUAUCCACCAGUAAGAUUGCCUGGCAGACAAAAGAAGUAGCAGAAAAACCUUCCGUGGUUGAAAAGUGUAGAGAUCAUGGCACAAGAGGUAAUCCACCUGAUGAGAAUUUCGCCUCUCCUAAAACUCCGGGACUUCAGGAAGUAAAGAAGCAAGCAGCUCGACGGAGUGGUCGCUUAUCAACAAUCUCAGGUUAGGAAGCAAUUGAUAGGAAGUACAAGAAGUCUUCAUGGACUUACAUUGCCUUCAACGGCCACGGCAUAGAAACUGAGAUCAAUGUCAGUUUGUCCGUGGACUUGGUGCUUGGUUCUGUAAUGGAUUUUCAGCAUGUGAAUUCUUCUAAUAGUUCUUGUAAUCUUCGCAUAUCGUCUUUGUAACUUCUGUAUGCGUAAGUAGAUGUUUUAAUUGGAUUUAAUAGAAUGUGUAAACAAAGAUCGAAAGAUUUCGAUUACUGAUAGUACAUUUUAGGUUCUAUAUCUUCGCCUAAUCCAAUCGUUUCUAAUAUUUUUCUGUAA
Messenger RNA from Beta vulgaris subsp. vulgaris (sugar beet), 1063 nucleotides. RefSeq lists its product as hypothetical. NCBI's taxonomy places the organism in Eukaryota, Viridiplantae, Streptophyta, Magnoliopsida, Caryophyllales, Amaranthaceae. The record is from RefSeq and is a predicted model, not a curated record. The transcript is spliced from 4 exons. Bases 143 to 745 code for a protein of 200 amino acids.